GCCAGUGGUCAACCAGUCGGGAGAUCCGUCCUGGACUGUUCUAUAAAUCAUGCGAUCUUUUUUUGACAGACUACAAGUAUAACGAUUAUACAAUCUUACACAAGGCAUUCCUUCCUUUACCCCAGUACUCCUCAUUCUUAUACAGCGCAAGUGACGCGUCAGUGGACGCGCCUACUGGACGACAACACAACUCCUCCAAUAUGUAUUACGGCGUAACGGGUUUAUGCACAGCACAGACUAACGAAGAUACCCGAACAGGAACAAUACCCCAACUCCAGUGAUAAAAUAGGGAUGGAGUUUGGAAUUUCAAUGAAAUAUAUCACUGAAUGAGACAAAUUGUAAAGUAUUGGCAGUUGCUAUAGCCUAACUACGUUAACGCCGUUGAACUUCUGAACGUUUUUAUUUUGACUGAUUCCGACUCUGAGAGGAUUGGCAGGACAUAGUAACUUUUAGCGACUGGAAGGAAAAGGACCAACCCAGCUGUAUUUUACAAUCUCUGCUUUAAAACAUCUGGAGGAACUGUGACCUGGAUAAUUACAAGGACAUUUGUGUCAAAGAAGUGCAAGGGCAUUCAGGACCUCGGCUUACAAAUGGUAGGUAGUGUUGCAGCAAUGGAAGAAUCCAUGGAGGACUAUGGCAAUUACACCUACGAUUACCUGGACUAUGGAGACUUCGAAGAAGAAAAAGUCCAAGAUGGAUACUCCCAAAAGGAGGCUAUGCACAUCAUAUCAGUAGUCAUGUAUAGUAUUUCCUUCGUGCUCGGUGUCAUGGGAAAUGGAAUAGUCAUAUGGGUGAUGGCAUUUCAAAGCAAACGGACAGUGAACAGUGUAUGGUUGCUGAACAUGGCCAUCGCAGAUUUUGUGUUUGUGCUCUUUUUACCGUUCUCUAUCGACUACGUUCUUCGAGACUUCCACUGGUCCUUUGGGCUGGUCAUGUGUAAGAUAAACUCGUUUGUGUCUGUGAUGAACAUGUAUGCCAGUGUGCUCUUUCUCACAAUGCUCAGUCUAGACAGGUAUGUCUCAUUGAUCCACCUUAGCUGGUGUCAGAGGUGUCGCAGUGUAUGGCGAGCCUGGAUCGUAUGUGGCUGUGUGUGGGGGGUGUCUGUUCUACUGAGCCUCCCUACCCUGAUAUUCCGUGACACUGUGAGUUAUCGUGACCGGGUGAUGUGCUUCAACAACUUCAAUGUCCAGGACAGACAUAUAGCUGCUGUGAGACACAUUACAUUGGUGGUCGUCCGUACUGCAGUGGGAUUCCUACUGCCCUUCAGUGCCGUCUGUGUGACUGGAAUUCUCCUGGCAAUCAAAGUCCACCAGUCUGACAAUUCUGUGUCCCUGUCUAGCUUUUCUAAGACAGUUUCAGCUGUCAUUCUGGCCUUCUUUUUGUGCUGGGCACCAUUCCAUACCUUUAGUUUAAUGGAGCUUUCCUUCCACUCAUCACUGUACCUACAUGCUGUUCUGAAGACAGGCUUUCCUCUUGCUACUAGCUUAGCCUAUUUCAACAGCUGCGUCAACCCCUUCAUCUACAUGCUGGUGGGUAAGAAGGUUCGCCAGCUCCUGAAACGCUCGUGUCUGGACAUCACAAAGAGUUCUCUGCGGGAGCUCAACCAGUCCAUCUCUGUAACUGAAUCAGUGACUGUAGCAGACAUAAGACCUCCAUACAUCAGUUCACCACAGGAUCCCACAGAAUCAUCAACUGUUUGAUUAUACUGACCUAAUCCCACAGUUACCUAUAGCAGAAACCAGCAGAAACUGUUAUUUGACCUAAAAGAACCAGCCUGACCAUUAUUUUAGUCCAAAUGUGACUUAUUUUAUAUUUUACUUUAGUGUAACAUUUGUGCUAGUUGUUUGAGUUGGAUACUUCCAAGUAGCAAUUACUUUGAGUGCCAACAUCUGUUUGAGUGCCCUCAUAGGAAAACUUGAGUAAAGACGUGCGCUGAAAGAAUAACUUGCACAGGAGAAAAGAGGCAACUUUAAUGAUUUAAAAAAUAAGUAUCUGAUCCUAUUUACCCCGAAGACAAAUAGGAAAGGGGGCCACCCUUCCCCACUGUCUCUGGAACAGGCUGUCUCUGGAACAGACUGUCUCUGGAACAGGCUGGAUCUGGAACAGGCUGUCUCUGGAACAGGCUGUCUCUGUCUCUGGAACAGGCUGUCUCUGGAACAGGCUGUCUCUGGAACAGGCUGUCUCUGGAACAGGCUGUCUCUGUCUCUGGAACAGGCUGUCUCUGGAACAGGCUGUCUCUGGAACAGGCUGUCUCUGUCUCUGGAACAGGCUGUCUCUGGAACAGGCUGUCUCUGUCUCUGGAACAGGCUGUCUCUGUCUCUGGAACAGGCUGUCUCUGGAACAGGCUGUCUCUGGAACAGGCUGUCUCUGGAACAGGCUGUCUCUGGAAUAGGAAUGAUUAGAAGCAGAUCUACCAUUUUCAUAAACACUUUGUAUUUAGAUUUCGGUCAUCAAACAAAUCCAAGUUUAACCCUGAUGGGAAUUUAGUCCUUCUCUUUACGUUGAAAAGUUUUCCAUUACAAGUUGAUUUGUUGUUGUAGUGUACUCUGUUAUUAUAUGGCUGCUGUACACAUGAGACAAAUUCUAUUAGGCCGUUAUUUUUAUUUUCUAAUUAUAUUAAGCGUAUAAAUUAAUCUCAAUGUUUACAUUACAUUUUCCAAUAGUGUUCACAUUGUCAAUCACUGUGUGGGAUUUCUUUUGUGGGAAUUUGAAAUAUAUGAGGGAAAUUUGGCAUGCAAUUGAUUUGUUAAUUAUAAUAUACUUGAGUCAAAGGAAUAAACAAUGAAUCCAGUCCC
Messenger RNA from Salmo salar (Atlantic salmon), 2795 nucleotides. The record is from RefSeq and is a predicted model, not a curated record. Lineage: Eukaryota; Metazoa; Chordata; Actinopteri; Salmoniformes; Salmonidae.